Parastagonospora nodorum SN15 is the source of this 1449-nucleotide messenger RNA. RefSeq lists its product as hypothetical. NCBI's taxonomy places the organism in Eukaryota, Fungi, Ascomycota, Dothideomycetes, Pleosporales, Phaeosphaeriaceae. The transcript has 3 exons. The record is from RefSeq and is a predicted model, not a curated record. The coding region runs from base 1 to 1449 and encodes 482 amino acids.
AUGGCCUCAGAGUCCCUCAUUCUCACUACCGAAAACUCACAACACGACAUUACUGUCGGCACGAUUAAAUGCACAGCACCAAUUCCCUUUGGAGGCGAAGAGCAAUGGCUCUACCUGCCGGCCACCAAGAAGUUCGACCUGUCGCGGGGGUCGCAGCAGAAGAUGGUGUUUGAAUGUGACGAGGAGGACCGCAACCACAGCGGCUUCAUGAUCGAUCCGGCCACAUCGGUUCUUAUCGUCGUCGACAUGCAGAACUACUUCAUCAACCCUAUCUACCGGGACCACGCCGCCGGGAUUGCUGCCAUUGAACCGACCAUCAAGGCUAUCGAGCGGUGCAGGAAGGAAGGCAUUCAGAUCGCGUGGCUCAACUGGGGCCUCAACGACCAUGAUCUGAAGACCAUGGCUCCUGCCAUUCAGCGCGGCUUCAGCAAGACCUUGGGCUGGCAUGUUGGUCUUGGAGCGCAGCUGCCCGGCCGACAAGGAAGAUGUCUGUUCAAGCGAACCUGGAACGCCGACCUCUACGAACCCAUGAAGGCAGUGGCUGAACCUGGCGAUCUCUUCUUUGACAAGACGCGUAUGAGCGGACUGUGGUCUACCAAAGAACCGCUCCACGAGUAUCUACGAGCAUCUGGCAAACAGACCUUGCUCUUUGCUGGAGUUAACACCGACCAGUGUGUGUUCGGCACUGUGUCUGAUGCCUACUCUUACGGAUGGGAUUGCAUCCUGCUCAACGACUGUACGGGCACCAUGACGGGUCGCGGCGCUCAGGAGCUUGCCGAAUACCAAAUCUCGCAGAACAUGGGCUUCGUGACUACCAGCAGCGCGCUCUGUGAAGCUCAGAUGAUCUGUUCAGCCCAGCGCUCGCUCUUCCAGGCAAACAACAACCUCUCAGCUCACACAACUCCAAAGGCUUUCAAGCAGUUCGAGCAGAUAAUCGACGACUUCCUCCCCAGCCUAACACUCAGUGUCUCCUGGCCCAAAACCCACGCCAAACUCGGCAACACCAUCAAGCCCAAACACCUCCAAAAACAGCCCACCAUCACUCUCCAUGAUGAAACCACCUCGGACAUGACCUACUACAUCACCCUCACCGACCCCGACGCCCCUUCGCGUGAGAAUCCCAAAUGGAGCGAAAUGUGCCACUGGAUCGCUACCAACCUCACCUCAUCCUCAAACACCAUCCCCAUGCCCAUCUCAGAGUCUGGUCCAGACGACGUAAUGCCCUACAAACCCCCCGGCCCACCGCCCAAGACCGGAAAACACCGCUAUGUGUUCCUCGUCUUCGCGCCGCGCAACGGCACCAGCGAGACGCUGCACCCGUCGAAGCCCGGGGAUCGGCAGCAUUGGGGCUUCGGAAAAGAGGGGAAGGGCGUGAGGGAGUGGGCGGGGGAGAAUGGACUGGUUGCUGUCGGGGCGCAGUUUAUUUACGCGGAGAAUGAGAAGCAGUAA